AUGGUCCUCAUGCCUGCUUUGCCAGGCAGCCUGGACCACUAUCCUCCGUACAUCGCUCCUUACAUUCAACCAGACGUGGAAUGUGAUGACCCUCAGGCUAUACACUUGCCAAUAGCAGAGAAACCCGUGGUUGCUCCUCAAGCGCCAGUUCUGAUUCCACAGUUCAACCCUGUGAUGGUAGCAACCCCUUCACUUGCUGAACCUUGCGAGCCUGCUUUAGUAGCAGAAACUACAGCUAUGGAUAUUCCCGCACUACCAGUUAUAAUGCCUGUUGUGCCCGAAAUUCAACCUGAACCUUGUUUGGAUGAAGUAGUUGCGAUCCCGGAUAAGCCUAUUGUAGUACCACAGCCCCCCGAACUACCAACAUUCGUGAUGCCUGAACUCCCGGCUGUUGAAGAAAACCCUGUUCCAGACUAUGUACCACCAAUGCCGGUUAUUGAACCCGUUUUUGCACCUGAAAUGCCUAUUGUGAAUAUUCCUGUAGCGCCAGCCUUACCUCCACAAGCCAUGCCCGUUUUGCCCCAGAUCGUAGAAACUGAACCUUGUGUCAACGAAGAAAUUGUUCAAGAAAUCCCUCAGCCAGGGCUGCCAGUAAUAGUACCGCAAGCGGCAGAGUUCCCUGCUCUUGUAAUGCCUGAGUUAACUGUCAGAAUUGAUGUUCGUUUUCCUGAGACGCUGUCGCCAGAGUUCAUUCCACUUCCAAUGCCGAUUGAAGAGCCUACCGUUGUCGCUAUACCUGAACCCGUUAUACAAGAAGCACCAGUUGCACCAGAACUGCCCACAGUCGCAAUGCCUGCUGUACAAGAAAUCGUACCACUACCAGAACCAUGUCUUGACGAAAUAAUCGUUCCUGAAGUUCUGCCUGUCAACGUUCCACAACCCCCUGUACUGCCAGAAUUUUUAGUGCCCAAAUGCCGAAGAAAGAAGCUUCUAUACCUGUGCAGAUUCCCAUGGCACCUGCUCCUGAGUAUACCCCACUGCCAGCUCCUGUGCCCCUGCCGAUUGAAAUAG
Molecule: messenger RNA, 1011 nt
Organism: Leguminivora glycinivorella
Lineage: Eukaryota; Metazoa; Arthropoda; Insecta; Lepidoptera; Tortricidae
Product: protein PELPK1-like
Exons: 1
Coding region: 1-1011 (336 amino acids)
Source: RefSeq, a predicted model, not a curated record